Messenger RNA from Hypoxylon trugodes, 901 nucleotides. RefSeq lists its product as uncharacterized. The transcript has 2 exons. The record is from RefSeq and is a predicted model, not a curated record. The coding region runs from base 502 to 792 and encodes 96 amino acids. Lineage: Eukaryota; Fungi; Ascomycota; Sordariomycetes; Xylariales; Hypoxylaceae.
AUUAGAGGUAGAAUCAGAAUCAAUUUGCUUCAAAAAAGGCUAACCAUAAAUCCCGACUACUCGGGGAGUUGAUUAAUACGCUCCUAUUUUGUGCUUUUAUUACGUAAUCUUAAAUGCGAAUGACUACCUACCUAGGUAUGUACCCAUACAGCCAAACAUACCACAACUUCAAACUACUCGAAAAUAUAUAUAAAAGAUCUGUUAGCCUAGGAAAUUGGACGCAACCGAUAAAUUUUCAUACAAACUUUGUUGGAUCACGGAGUUAGUACUCCGUAUUGUGGCCGAAGGCGGGAGUGGUGACAUGCCUGAUCAGGGGAAACCGAAAUUAUGACCUCAUAGAUCUACCAUCGUCGCGUCACGUCCUAACCAAAUUUCAUAUUCCCAUAUCUUACUUAAACAAUACACAUAGCUAAAUAGGAUUUCUUUAAUAUCUACAUCGACUUCCGUUUCUAUCCCAACUAUCUCAAUUAAUAAUUAUAUCAAGUUUCGCAACAUAUCAAUAUGUCUUCGCACGGAAGCUCCAACACUGGAUCCAAGACAUCCACAGGAAUGUCCUCACAGGUCAAAACCCCUGCUACUGCGGGUAUUGGUGAGGAUAAGCCCAAGAUGUUCGACGCCCAGGGCUCGAUUGGAAAGCAAUUUACCGAGGGCGGCGCUAUCGGUGGUACGGCGCAGAAGGUCGGCGGACCGUUAGAUAAAGAAGGCAUGAUCGGGAAGCAAUUUACCUCCGAAGGUAGUAUCGGCGGAUCCGUACAAUCCACUCUCGGAGGUCAAGGAAGUAGGAGCAAUUGAAAGUCCUGAAGAAACGGAAACGCACUAUGUACUAUAUACAAUACAUCCAGUGGCCCAUGGCGUCACCAUCGUUUAAUGCAUUAAGUCAAUGAGACAGUCAAACACGCGA